Messenger RNA from Penicillium malachiteum, 1380 nucleotides. RefSeq names its product aminotransferase, class III. The coding region runs from base 1 to 1380 and encodes 459 amino acids. Gene Ontology annotation, molecular function: transaminase activity; pyridoxal phosphate binding. The record is from RefSeq and is a predicted model, not a curated record. The transcript is spliced from 5 exons. Gene Ontology annotation, cellular component: cytosol. NCBI's taxonomy places the organism in Eukaryota, Fungi, Ascomycota, Eurotiomycetes, Eurotiales, Aspergillaceae.
AUGUCUGAACUUGAUUCCUCUACCCAAUUGCGCAGUGCGGUACUGCACCGAGAUACCCACUUCAUUCCCAAAAAAGCCAUCGGUGGAAAAGGAAGCUACAUCUUUCUAGAAGAUGGUACAAAGUUCCUUGAUUCGACUGGUGGUGCCGCCGUCUCAUGCCUAGGACACGGCCACGAAGAAGUUCAGCAAGCCAUCAAAGACCAGAUCGAUCAGAUCUCCUACUGCCACUCCGCAUUCUUUGGAACUAAUGUCACAGAAGAGCUAGCUCAAGUGCUAGUUGAUUCUACCGGAGGAAAACUCUCAAAGUUAUUUGUAGUCAGCUCUGGAUCUGAGGCCGUUGAAGCUGCUUUGAAAUUAGCUCGCCAAUAUUUUCUCGAGCUACCUACCGCUCAACCCGAUCGAACUAGAUUCAUUGCUCGCCUGCCUUCUUAUCAUGGCACUACUCUCGGUGCUCUUGGCGUCGGUGGACAUGUCAUUCGAAGAGAACCAUUCGAGCCACUUCUAGCGAAGAACACAUCUCACGUAUCUCCGUGCUACGCAUACCGUGGUAAGAAGGAGGGUGAAUCCGACGCCGACUAUGUCGCCCGUCUUGCUGCCGAACUGGAUGCCGAAUUCCAGCGAGUGGGCCCAGAGACAGUGUGUGCCUUUAUUGCAGAGCCAGUUGUUGGCGCGGCUCUUGGUUGUGUUCCUGCUGUGCCAGGAUACUUCCCAGCAAUGAAGGCUGUUUGCAAGAAGUAUGGCGCUCUAUUCAUUCUCGACGAAGUCAUGAGUGGUAUGGGUAGAUGCGGAACUCUCCAUGCUUGGGAACAAGAAGAUGUAGUUCCUGACAUCCAGACCAUUGGAAAGGGUCUGGGAGGUGGCUAUGCCCCCGUUUCCGGGAUCCUGAUCAAGGAUUCAAUUGUGGAGACACUGGAUAAGGGGACAGGUAUGUUUCGCCAUGGUCAAACCUAUCAAGGACAUCCGAUUUCAUGCGCUGCUGCAUUGGCCGUGCAAAAGGUUAUCAAGGAGCAGUCACUUUUGGAGAAUGUGCGUAAUAUGGGCGCCUAUAUGGAGCAACAGCUGCGUGAGCAUCUCGGGAAUCAUCCGUAUGUUGGAGAUAUUCGGGGCAAAGGAUUAUUUUGGGGGAUUGAGUUUGUCAAGGAUAAGAAGACCAAGGAGCCAUUCGACACAAAAACACGCCUCUCUUUCCUGAUCCAGGAAAAGGCUUUACAACCGGAAUUUGCUAUUUCGUUGUACGGAAGUCCAGGAACUGCGGAUGGUGUUCGUGGUGAUCACAUCAUCUUAGCACCACCUUACAUUGUCUCCAAAGAGGAGAUUGAUAUCAUUGUUGAUGUUACUGUCAAGGUUCUUGAUGAAGUUUUCAAGGGGUUGGAACUAUAA